CCAAUUGGGAACCUUUAUGAUCUACCCACCACUCUCGGAGUCGCGUCCGACACUGUGGCCGUUGGCAGCUGGACUCCCCUGCUCGCCGCAGCUCGCUACGGCCACCACGACGCUGUGUGGUACCUCCUGGACCUGGCAGGACAGAGCGCGGAUGAGACCACUGCUCCAGCGGGCGAGUGGACUCCGCUCCAGCUGGCUGCUCUCGGGGACAGCGUCGCCACUGUGGACCUCCUGGAGGCGCGCGCGGACGCCGAGGACUGCUGGGAGGCGCUGGACUGGGCCGCGUGGGCCGGGCGGGCGGCCGCCUUCCGCGUCCUCCUGGACAAGCUGAGGGCGCGUCGCCCCGAGGACUGGCUCGAUCGCGUGAGCUCCGUCGUGCAGAGUGCCGCCGUGGGAGGCGACCGAGGCAUCGUGGAGCAGCUCCUGGACGAGAUCGCUGGGAGGCCGCUGGACACUCCCAGAGGACGGAUGCUCCUCGCCGUCGCCGCCCGAGCGGGACAUCUAGACGUGGUCCGCUGCUUCCUCGAGCGGGGCGCCGACCCCCUUCACCGCGACGACCGCUCUUGGUCCGCACUCCACAAAGCGGCGGCCGAGGGCCACGCUGCAGUCGUAGCCACCCUUCUGGACCGCAUCCCCCCGGGCCACUCCCUGCGCACGGGGGCCGGGGACCAGGACCCGCCG
This is a messenger RNA of Frankliniella occidentalis (western flower thrips), 681 nucleotides long. RefSeq names its product ankyrin repeat domain-containing protein 50-like. The transcript has a single exon. The annotation marks the transcript as partial. The record is from RefSeq and is a predicted model, not a curated record. Gene Ontology annotation, molecular function: protein binding. Lineage: Eukaryota; Metazoa; Arthropoda; Insecta; Thysanoptera; Thripidae.